Messenger RNA from Beauveria bassiana ARSEF 2860, 1026 nucleotides. RefSeq names its product methyltransferase domain-containing protein. Lineage: Eukaryota; Fungi; Ascomycota; Sordariomycetes; Hypocreales; Cordycipitaceae. The record is from RefSeq and is a predicted model, not a curated record. The transcript is spliced from 5 exons. The coding region runs from base 1 to 1026 and encodes 341 amino acids.
AUGAAUUACGACUGGAUCCUGGAUGGAGGCUACCUCCCCCAUGUUGUCAUUCGAACCGGCAUAAGACGUCUGCUCAGGGACCGCCUGACCUCGAUCCAGGCACAGUCCACCACGGAAGCCACGCAGGACAAGCUGAACUACGUCAAGAAGCUGAAGACGCUACCGAUUGCGAUUGCCACCGAUACCGCCAACGAGCAGCAUUACGAGGUUGGCACCGGUGUGCUGGCUGCCUGCCUCGGUCCCCGCAUGAAGUACUCUUGCUGCCGCUACCCGACCGGCAAGGAAACGCUUGCGGAAGCCGAGGUCGCGAUGCUGGACGAAUACCUGGUCAAGGCACAACUGAAAGAUGGAAUGCGCAUUCUAGACCUCGGAUGCGGAUGGGGCUCGGCCUCGCUGUACUUUGCCGAAAAGCUCCCCUCGGCCCAGAUCACCGCCUUUUCCAACUCCAAGACGCAAAAGCAACACAUUGACGCCGAAGCCAAACGCAAAGGCCUCGGCAAUCUCGAGGUUGUGACUGGCGACGUUGUCGACUACGAGUUCGAGCCGGAGCACUUUGACCGCGUCGUCUCCAUCGAGCUGUUUGAGCAUAUGAAAAACUAUCAGCUUCUGAUGCGAAAGGUGGCGCGCGCGCUGAAGCCCGGCGGCAAGCUGUUUGUGCACAUUUUCGCGCACGCUACCACGCCGUACGAUUUUGAGGAUGGUUGGAUGGCGACGCAUUUCUUCACUGGCGGCACCAUGCCCUCUUCGGACCUGUUGCUUUACUUUCAGGAAGACUUGGCUCUCCAGGACCAGUGGUGGAUCAAUGGCGCGCACUACUCCAAGACGUGCGAGGACUGGCUCUCCCUCAUGAUCAAUAACAAAAAGCAAAUAUGGCCGCAUUUGAUUGAGACGUAUGGGGAAAAGGAUGCGGCAACUUGGUUCAACAGAUGGCAGAUUUUUUACUUGGCCUGCUCGGAACUGUUUGCGUAUGCGGGAGGUGAUGUCUGGGGAGUGUCGCAUUACUUGUUUGAGAAGAGCAACGUGUAA